Echinococcus granulosus is the source of this 303-nucleotide messenger RNA. RefSeq lists its product as hypothetical. Bases 1 to 303 code for a protein of 100 amino acids. The transcript has a single exon. NCBI's taxonomy places the organism in Eukaryota, Metazoa, Platyhelminthes, Cestoda, Cyclophyllidea, Taeniidae. The record is from RefSeq and is a predicted model, not a curated record.
AUGUUCGACGGAGGGAAUAUCAACUCACUCACCGAGUUGGUAAAGUUCGCAAUGGAAAAACUUCAAGAUAUGCUGCUAGUCCUGCUUUGCAACAUCCGAAACAGGCAAACAGACCCUACAGCCUCAUAUGGAGCAUUCUGCGCUACACCCUUAAACUGGGUACAUCUUCCUUAUCCUCUUGAUCAUAAACGGCUCUCACUCAUCCUUGAAAGCUCCAAGCAACCAAAAUCUUGCGUGUCCGAAUCAUUAGCUAGCCCCCGUCAGGAAGCUACCAGCAGAAGACUCGAAGAAUGGAAAUGGUAA